UUUAAUUACAAGAAAUCCAAAUAACUUAGACUUCUACUCUCUCUCCCCUUCUCCUCCUCCCACAACACAAAGAAACACACAUAAAAACACACACAGAGUCUUAGAGAGAGAGAGAGAGAGAGAGAGAGAGAGAGUUCAAUGUUCUGCUUCAUUCCAUGGCUCUUACAACAAGUUCAGAGUCUCAUUCAACCUCUACAAAACCAACCCCAACUCCUCCACCAAUCGAAGUCGAGUGUGUGAAAUGCGACUCUUGUGGGUUCACGGAGGAUUGCACCCUUGCAUACAUCUCACGAGUCCGGGAGCGUUACCAGGGCCGUUGGAUAUGUGGGCUCUGCGUUGAGGCCGUGAAAGAUGAAGUCUUGAGAUCAGAUAGGCUCAUCUCCACCGAAGAAGCACUGAACCGCCACAUAAAUUUUUGCAGGAAGUUCAGAUCAUCAAGUCCUCUGCAUAAAGAAACAGAGCACCCCAUCUUUGCCAUGGGUCGGGUUUUCAGGCGGAGCUUGGAUACUCCGAGAGCUCUCAGGUCAAAUUCUAGCUCUUCUCUUGAUGGUGUCGAAAGUGUUCGCGGCCCAGCGCUUGUUCGUUCAGGAAGUUGCUUCUCUUCUCUGUCAAGGUGAAUGGUUAGAGCAAACUUUGCAGGUACAUAUGAAACAGAGGAACUCUGUUUUUUUCUUAGAUAUGAUAACAAAUUGGGUAAUUUUGGCUGUUUUUUUUUUUGCGCUCUAAUGGAUUGAUCUUAAUGGAUUUUUAAGAUAAUUGCUGAGAUAACUAAUAUGACUGAUCUAAGAUUGUUUGUUUCUCUAGACUUUUUCAAUGUAUAUAUAUUCCAUAAUUUAAUUUGCUUCAAAUAAAUUCUUU
Prunus mume (Japanese apricot) is the source of this 858-nucleotide messenger RNA. RefSeq lists its product as uncharacterized. Lineage: Eukaryota; Viridiplantae; Streptophyta; Magnoliopsida; Rosales; Rosaceae. The record is from RefSeq and is a predicted model, not a curated record.